AUGGAGUAUGCGCAAACCAGGGAGUAUGCGCAGACCAGGGAGUUCGAGCAGACCAGGGAGUUCAAGCGGACCAGGGAGUUUGCGCAGACCAGGGAGUUUGUGCAGACCAGGGAGUUUGCGCAGACCAGGGAGUUUGUGCAGACCAGGGAGUUCGAGCAGACCAGGGAGUUUGCGCAGACCAGGGAGUUUGUGCAGACCAGGGAGUCAGGCCAGGGAGUUUGA
Messenger RNA from Penicillium alfredii, 222 nucleotides. RefSeq lists its product as uncharacterized. The record is from RefSeq and is a predicted model, not a curated record. The transcript has a single exon. Lineage: Eukaryota; Fungi; Ascomycota; Eurotiomycetes; Eurotiales; Aspergillaceae. Bases 1 to 222 code for a protein of 73 amino acids.